AUGAGCGGUCUGGAAGCAGCUGCGAGCGGUCUGGAAGCAGCUACGAGCGGUCUGGAAGCAGCUGGGAGCGGUCUGGAAGCAGCUACGAGCGGGCUGGAAGGAGCAGCCAGCGGCCUGGAAGCAGCUGCUAGUGGUCUGGAAGCAGCGGCCAGCGGUCUGGAAGCAGCUGCAAGUGGUCUGGAAGCAGCUACGAGCGGUCUGGAAGCAGCUACGAGCGGUCUGGAAGCAGCUAUGAGCGGUUUGGAAGCAGCUAUGAUCGGCCUGGAAGCAGCUACGAGCGGUCUGGAAGCAGCUACGAGCGGUCUGGAAGCAGCUGCGAGUGGUCUGGAAGCAGCUACGAGCGGUCUGGAAGCAGCUACGAGCGGUCUGGAAGCAGCUGCGAGUGGUCUGGAAGCAGCGGCCAGCGGUCUGGAAGCAGCGAUGAGCGGUCUGGAAGCAGCUGCGAGCGGUCUGGAAGCAGCUACGAGCGGUCUGGAAGCAGCUGGGAGCGGUCUGGAAGCAGCUACGAGCGGGCUGGAAGGAGCAGCCAGCGGCCUGGAAGCAGCUGCUAGUGGUCUGGAAGCAGCGGCCAGCGGUCUGGAAGCAGCUGCAAGUGGUCUGGAAGCAGCUACGAGCGGUCUGGAAGCAGCUACGAGCGGUCUGGAAGCAGCUAUGAGCGGUCUGGAAACAGCUACGAGCGGUCUGGAAACAGCUACGAGCGGUCUGGAAGCAGCUACGAGCGGUUUGAAAGCAGCUACGAGCGGUCUGGAAGCAGCUACGAGCGGUCUGGAAGCAGCUACGAGCGGUUUGGAAGCAGCUAUGAUCGGCCUGGAAGCAGCUACGAGCGGUCUGGAAGCAGCUACGAGCGGUCUGGAAGCAGCUACGAGCGGUCUGGAAGCAGCUGCGAGCGGUCUGGAAGCAGCUACGAGCGGUCUGGAAGCAGCUACGAGCGGCCUGGAAGCAGUGGCGAGCGGUCUGGAAGCAGCGGCCAGCGAUCUGGAAGCAGCUACCACCGGUCUGGAAGCAGCUGCGAGCGGCCUGGAAGCAGCUGGGAGCAGCAGAGCGUCGGAAGGACCACCUCUAGGGUAG
Molecule: messenger RNA, 1068 nt
Organism: Procambarus clarkii (red swamp crayfish)
Lineage: Eukaryota; Metazoa; Arthropoda; Malacostraca; Decapoda; Cambaridae
Source: RefSeq, a predicted model, not a curated record